Anastrepha ludens (Mexican fruit fly) is the source of this 6596-nucleotide messenger RNA. RefSeq names its product calbindin-32-like. Gene Ontology annotation, cellular component: synapse; cytosol; nucleus. The coding region runs from base 1 to 294 and encodes 97 amino acids. Lineage: Eukaryota; Metazoa; Arthropoda; Insecta; Diptera; Tephritidae. Gene Ontology annotation, molecular function: calcium ion binding. The record is from RefSeq and is a predicted model, not a curated record. The transcript has 4 exons. Gene Ontology annotation, biological process: regulation of long-term synaptic potentiation; regulation of presynaptic cytosolic calcium ion concentration.
AUGGAUCCUGGCGUUGUCGGCGCCGCCAAGCUAACAAAAGAGGACAUCGAAAAAGUUUUCUCACUGUACGAUCGGGAUAAUAGUGGCUCAAUAGAAAACGAAGAGCUUAAAGGAUUUCUGAAGGAUCUGCUUGAGUUGGUGAAGAAGGAUGACUAUGAUGCUCAAGAUUUGAAGGCCUUCGAGGAGACCAUAUUGCGUGGCGUAGGUUACGAUAAGGAUGGUAAAAUCUCACGCAAAGAACUGACAAUGAUUCUGCUGACUUUAGCCAAAAUGCCACCAGAGGAUGAACAAUAAAUUUUUAGCGCACACAACACUAACAGCAACAACAACAACAUAACAAAUAAAAAGAAUUUGUCAAAUAAAAAAAUUUGAAUGUAGUGUGAAAAUAAAAUAUAAAACUUAACUAAUGUUAAAAUAUUGAAGUAUUAGCAGUUGAAAUGAAGGGAAUAGAAAAAAGAAUAGUAAAAUCCAUGAAGUAUUAGGGAAAACGGUGAAGAAUGAGCAGAAAGGGAUAAAAGCCAGAAAAUUGCGAAAAAUCACACGCAACCACAUUUUUUAUAGCUUGUGGCACGCGAUAAGGAAAAAAUGGCUAAAAAACAAUUAUAAUAAAUUAAAAAAUAUAUAUAUAUUUAAUUGUAUGAAAAUGCAAUUGUUGGAUUGUUGUAUUCAAAAAAAUGAUUAUUUGCAUAAAAAAACAAAAACAUUGAACAACUAAAUUAAUUAAUUUAAAAAACAAAUAAAAUCAUAACCUUUAAGUAUGAAAUUGAGAAUUAAUUGCACGUCGAGACGCAAAAAUAUUGAACGAGAUCCAAAUAAAUUUCGUGCGACAAAGCGACACAAACAAACCACACAAGAAUACAACAAUAAAACAUUCAUCGAGGGAAAUUAAUUACUUUAAAAUGCUGCCGAUGCAAAGCAGUCAAUGGAAUAUAUUUAGAAUAUUAAAACCGAAGCAAGUGAUGCAAAAGAAAUAUGAAAUAAUAACAUAAAGUGAAUGUGUAAUUUAAAGGCAUUAAAAUUUUAAACAAUAUCAAGUGUCAAAUUUGGAGGCUAAGCGAUAACAUUCAAAAAUAUAAAAACGAACAAAUAAGUGUAUAAAAUAACAAACAAAAUUUGAGUACAUUGAUUUGAAGCAUUUUUCCGUUGUUUUAAACAGGAACUCAACCAGUCACCAAUUUAGUAUUAGUAAUGGAUAUUUUCGAGUUCGAAUGGUGAAUGGGAAUUUUUUUGCAAGUUAUAAAAUUAUUAAUUUUAUUUAUAAAGCAGCAUUGACACACAUUGAGAACAUUAAAUUUUUAUUAAAUAUAUUUUAUAAUUAGUUGAAAAUAAUUAAAAUUGUUUCUAAAAUUCGAUUUUAGUAUGCUUAUGGACCCCAUAUUUUAACUCCAUCCACAUGCACUACAUUUAUAAUUACCAGGAACCUGCAAAUGUGUGGCGCGCAGAUUAAAAAAAAUAGCAAAAGAAAUUUUGAAUAAAAUAACCGAACAAAAAACCAGCCAAUAAAUGUGUAUGUCCUAGCGAGAAAAUAAAUAAACAUCGAUUUUAUUAAUUGUAUUAAACAAAUUAAAAACUUAUAUUGUAUUUGCAAACAAUUUAUAUGUAUGUAUUUUAAUGUGUAUUAGUUUAUACAUAAAUAUUUUAUAAUUCAUACAAAUGAUAUUUAUGAGUAUUAUAGCAUGACAUGUGGCAUAUGUAUGAGUAACGAAAUUUUUAGAUAUGUAUGUUAGUUUGUUGAAAGAAAUAAAAAUGGAAAUAAAAAUAAAAAUAAAAGAAAAUAAUACAAAAAGUCAAAAAUAUAUUUAAAAAAAAUUGUAUUAAUGUACCAACUUAUCCUUAUUUACUCUGCUAAUGACAUCCGACUUCGUAAAAAGCAAAAUGCGAAAAACUAAAAUGAAUUUAAAAACAAAAUCUCAUACACACAUAACUACUUUCAGAUUCAGCAUAGUUGAGAAGCAUUUUAAAAUAUAUUUUUUUCAUAAAAGUUUAAGUAUUUUGAUGUUCUAUUGUGUACCUGUCAUUGUAAGAUACACUUGGCUAAAAAAUUGAUGUGGAUAUUCACACUUGAGUAUCGCAAGCAAGCAAAAACACUGACCGAAAGUGCGAUCAGCAUGAAUUCUAUAGAAAAGUAAAUUGCCAAUAUUUCGAAACUCAAUUAGUAGAUGAUUUGAAAUUGACUAUAUAAAAGAGAAUAUAUUUGAAUAAAAUUGGUAUGGAGCGUUAAUAUUUUUCCAAAAUUUUUUUGCUUUCCUCUAAACCAUUACCAGUUAGCAAUCUACACAAGUGAGAAAAAAAAAAUGAGCUGAUUGUGAAAUUCAUCCACAACAGAGGUUAAUUGAUUUCUGAAGGCCGGUUUUCACGUGGCACAGUAUUAAACAUCAAUAAAAUUUAACAGAGUGGAAAAUUCCAAAAUUGGUUAAGUUAGGUAUUAGUGAUAUUUCGCGACCUUCGCUUUGUUGCAAGUCUUUGAAACCCAUAUUAAUGUGAACAUGAUUUAGUAACUGUCGCAUUUACACGCCCAAGAGGAAAGUGGUAGAAGUUGCCUUACUUAUAGGCCUAUACAUGGAUAUGAUAUUUCAAAUAAGUAACUAAAAAUAUGAAGUAAUAUCGAUAAAAACUACUACUUCUAAUUGAGCAGGAAUUUGAACACUUCACUUGCCCUUCACCACUACUUCAAUGCAACAAUUACGAGCUAAGGCAUUCCAGUUAACGGUAUUUACAUUUUUCCUAAUAUGCUUUGAGCUUUUUAGAAGGUAUUUUUCUACUAUUCAACAUCUCUAAAUAUUUUUUAAUGCUUUUUUGAUUCAGAAUGCGGGGUCCUCUUGAUUGGGUAAGAGCAUUUCAAUUCUUCUCAGAAUGCUUUGAGCUUGAUUCUCUCUCUCUCUCUCUCUUAGCUUCACAGUCUGUGGUGGACCAUAGAAUCAUCAACAAUCCUCCUCAAAUGCAGUCUCUAUCUUGCCUCAUUUCUCCAAUUAUGAACGUUCAUCGCCAUUUCUUUCCUGACCGGCCUCUCUUUCUUCCUCCAAUUGGACGCAAAGUAAACACCCUUUGUUGAUUCUUUCGUUGAGCUUGAAUAGAUUAGAAAAUAUGUUUCUACUAUUCAACAUUUUUAAGUAUUUUUUAAUGCUUUUUUGAUUCACAAUGGGAGUUAUUCUUGAUUACAAAGAUGAUAUUUCAUGGUAAAUGAAGCUGCAGUUUACUAGUUUAAUGGUUGCGGAUUGAUGCAUAGAAAGGAAGGCAUAAUUAGUGCGGCAUCUAAAAUAUAUUAAAAUUUUACAAAUUCCUCAAAAGUAUUCUUCGAACACGCAUAAAACAACAAAUAUUCAAGCAAUUAACUGACCCUUUUGCAAUCCGCUUCAGUUAGUAGCAACUCAAACACUAAGUAAACUUCUUCAAUUAAACUUUUGACUUGCAAAAUUUAACAAAAGUAAUUUUCCAAGCAUCCUCAAACCCACUAAACAACAAUAUUGGCUAAGUUUUUGAUGUCGCUCAUCAAACUGAACCAAUUUGUUAGACUCCCAUCAAAAAAUCUAACCCACAAAAUGUAACAAUUUGAUUGAAGUUGAUUUGCUUUUCGACAUCCGGCACAUGCUCGUAUCCACUUAACAAUAACUUUUAACAUAAAAAAGUACCCAACUAGUAGACUGCGACACUGAUUUGCCUCGUUACAAAGUGCCCGACAAGGAGAUGAGAUUGAGCAGAGAGCGCAUGAACGAAAACAAGAAAGCGGCGAUGAGUAGAGUACUCACGUACACUCAAGCAAACGAGCUAACGGCACUGAUGUGAUAUUUCAUUUAAGUGAUGAUGUUGCAAUGAUGAAGCUGAUGAUGCUGAUGAUGAUGACAUGAGCCAUAAAUGCAAAUCAAUACUAGAAGAAAUUUAAAAACGAUGUCAAAAUCGACAGCAAGGUUGGAUAAAUAGAUUUUUAAUGAGUCAGACAAAAGGAUUGCGGAUGCAGACAAAAAAACACAAACACAAACAAUAGAGCGACAAACGUAGAUGCCAAUAACGAAAUGCAUGCCAUUUGUUGUUGUGACAGAUGGUGUACUUGCCGGUGACCUCAUUACCGGACAAGUUUGCUGGCGGAGGAGAGGGUAACCGAUACCGUUACAGGUGUGGUGUAUUAACAGGCAAUAACCAGCGCACUGCUGCCGGUGGCUACUCAAUCAUCAUCAGCGCGCACAUAUUUUGUAGGAGCAAAAAAAAUUGAGUAAGUGGAGAAUUUAUGCAAAUGCUGCCGGUUGGCUAAACAGUUAACUAGGUGCUUGAUUGACAUACGCCGCCGCUGAUGCUAUUGGCACGAUAACCAUGGCAACCUGAAAGCAUAAAUGCAAUUGAUGCGAUAUUGAAGAGUCCGUUAUGCAGCCAACUGUUGUUGUGUAAUGGUGUACUAACAGCGUUUAAUUUCACUUCAAGUUGUAUGGUAUGGUAAUGUGCGCACAGCACUUGAGUUUGUAAGAAUCAUGACUAAGUUGUUUUAGAGCUAAACACUUGAGAAAGGUAGAAAAAUGUAUAGUUAUGAGUUAGAAAAAUGUAAACGUAGAAUGACAAUUCAAAGUGAAGAUCAACGCAGGUAAUGCUAAGUACUUAAUAUUAAUGCAAUGCUUCCCUACACACAAAUCACAUUAAUAACAAAUACAUAAGGUUAAUGCAUAGUGACUUUAAAUGACUCCAGCUGAUGGUUCAAGAAGCCAACAUAGCCAUUUUAUUACUACAAAAACUGGCACACUCACAUUUUAUGCUACCAUUUGCUAAGUAAAACUAUUGAGCGAGAGAAAGCUACCUUAAAGUAAUUUAAAACAAACAAUACAAUUUACAAAAUUAGCUAAAUUUAGCUAUAGUUAAAACCAAAAAACGAAAAAACAAAAAAGAAAACUAUUUGAAUUUUUGUGCAAGUCUAUACAUGUUGAUAGGUAUACAUUCAUAUAUAAAAGAUAAAAAUAAAAGGGAAUUCGAAAAACACUUAACUAUAACUAAAAUGUUGUUUACUAUUAAACAAAAACUAGUUAAAUCUAUGAAAAUGGGCACUUUAAAUAAAAAUGUUUACAAUAUGAAUUGCGUGACAAAAACAACAAGUACAUAUUCACAAAAUAAAUAGAUAAUGUUGAAAAUAAACAACAACUUUCCAAAACUAAACUAAUGCCUCCAAAAUACAAAAAUAUAGAAAACUUGUAAAACUUAUAAAUGUUAAUGCUAUAACAAAACAUGCUAUUUUAUCUAAAAAAAGCUAAUAAUGACGCUAUAAAAUUAAAGAGUAAGAUAUAAUAUUUACAUACUUAUAUAUAACUAUGAAAAUAAUUUGAACUACUGCACUUAAGUAAAAUUAACUGAAAUAAGCAGCCAUUUAAAAAGUUGCCACUUCGCAUUAAAAAAAUUUAAAUAAUCUAUAAUUCCUCAGUUGUUAUUUCUUUUCAUAAAAAACCCAUAAAAAUCACAAUUAACAAGUUUUUACGCUACAGCUGUCAAUAAGCUAAUGAAAAACAAAACUAACCUAACUUAUACAUAUGUAAACUUAAAUUGUAAAAGUAAAUUGGAACUGUAUCUCUAACGGUGCUAUCUAUCAUCUUAACAGCAAAGAUAUGUUUCAAACUAUUAAACUCACACCGACAUAUGUACGUCUGAUUUCGACUUAGCUUGCUAACGCAAAUGCAAUAACUAAAAUGACGGCAUGCCGAUGUCCUGUCAUGCAGCCUCAUUGCAUGUGCUGCCCCCACCCAGUGUGCCUUGAGCACUGCAUGCGAACUUUGAAAGAGCUUGCGCAUAUUUUUAAUUGAUCCCAAACUAGUUUAAACUACAACAAAUUGUAGCUAACCGCAAUUGAAAUUGUUCACAAACGAUAGGAAGCGGAAAUUAGGCGCAGCUUGCACUUAACUUUCUACAGCAAGGUGGCAGGCAGGCAGACAUACACAAAUAGGGAUGGCACGAUGCGCGCGCAAUCGAUAAUUUAGCUUUGCGCUAAGUCAAAUGAGGGCACAAAAACAUGUAUGCAUCUCGUUAUGCAUUUGAAAUUCGUAGUAGAUAUUUUAUUUAACAUAUUUUUAUGUACUCUUCAAAGUCACAUCAUCAAAGCCACAUUUUGCUAAACUUUACAAAUAUAUAUUGCGUCAUACUUUAAAAAUAUGCUAUCCGCUAUUGAACUUUUUAAUUAACGUAGUAAAACACCUUAGACUAAAUUUUAUUACAAUCGAAAACAAUUAACUUUGCACCGCUAAAAUAUAAUAUGCAUAUAUACAUUCAAUUAAUCUAAACGAAAUCUCAAAAAUUUUACCUGACAUUGAAAUGUUCUGAAAUUGGUAAAAAAUAUGCCCUGAUAAACUAAUAAAUUAAAACUAUAACACGUAUGCAUUGGAAGAACCACAAAAAGCCAAAUAAGCGCUGCUAAAAAAUAUAAAAAUCUUAAGUAAAAGAAGUAUGAUUAUAUAAAUAAAUAAAUGUAUGUGCUACAAAUAAUAAAUAACAAAACAAAUGCUGAAUUCGCUGAUAUGUUGUGAAUGUACGAAAACACAAUUAUGCCACAACUAAUAAAUAUAUAAAACUAAAUUUAUGUAAACAAUAAAACAUACAAUUUAAAUUUAAAUAAAAGAAACCAAAACUAAACA